AUGGCCGAUCCAAUUGGGUCUAUCGUCGGCUUGAGAGUCGUUCAACUGGAUCAUGGAUUGGGUUAUAUCCCCGUUGAGCCGCACAUCAACUAUUUAAUAAAUCAGCAAUUUGGGAGGGCCGCUGCAAUAUACCCUGUUAAUAACAUUCAAUCGUUGGGUCGUCCGGCUGAUCGACAGGAUAAUGGACACCAGGCGGCAUCUCUUGCAAAUGUAAACAUAUCGGAUCCUCAUCAAGUCCAACCGCAACGACAUGCGAUGGAUCAGCCCCUCAGCUCGCAAGACGUACACAAAAUGGAGUUGAUGAAGCAGAUCGAAGACAAUAAGAGGAGACGCGAAAUGGAACGACAGAAAGAACUUGAUAUUGAAAGAAAGGAGAUGAGAAGACUCGAAGAAUAUAAUGCCAAAAUCCGUCGCGAAGAGGAAGAAGAACGAAAACGUGAAAAGGAUCGAGCUCUCGCCAUGGAAAGAAGGGCAGCCGCUAUAGCGAACAAAACCCUCCUCGUGGGCGCAGGGCUUCCUUGUAGCCCUAGAGAUGAGGAAAGAGAAGACGAACAACCACAAAGAGCUGAAUGGUGGGAACGAAAGCCAAACUACGAAGACUCAAGGAAGUCGGCCGCGAUUCCGACGAUGAGAAAUGGGGUGAAUAUACGACCAGAAACACGUGGACGUCAUUCUUAUAGUCCGGCCGAGUCCGUGCGGCAACAUCAGAGCAGGGAUCAGGGCCGUGAGCCAAUUGAAGGCUCACGAGCUCCUUCAGCAAGACCAAGACGUUCAUCGAUUCCGCCUAGGGCUCCGCAUCCAGAUGACGAACGGCCGAUAAAGCCCGCAAAACAGAGUUGUAAGAUU
Messenger RNA from Mesorhabditis spiculigera, 846 nucleotides. Lineage: Eukaryota; Metazoa; Nematoda; Chromadorea; Rhabditida; Rhabditidae. The record is from the annotation of a GenBank genome assembly.